Lodderomyces elongisporus is the source of this 1890-nucleotide messenger RNA. RefSeq names its product Hpc2p (gene HPC2). The coding region runs from base 1 to 1890 and encodes 629 amino acids. The transcript has a single exon. NCBI's taxonomy places the organism in Eukaryota, Fungi, Ascomycota, Pichiomycetes, Serinales, Debaryomycetaceae. The record is from RefSeq and is a predicted model, not a curated record.
AUGGCACAAGCUACAAGUAGAAAUGUCUCCAUAUCCUCAUUGCUAUCCUCAGCUCCGUCAAAUGAAAACUUACCGGUAAGAAAUGGUGAUGGUGGUAGUGGUGGUGGUAGUGUUGGUGGCGGUGCAGCAAAGUCUACAAGUACUACACCAACAGUAACAGCAACACACUCUUCAGCGCCAGCUGAUACUAAAGCUAUGAGCACGACUAAAAACACCGCAUCAUCUUUAAAACCCAGCACCAAACCUCAACCAAUAUUAAAAAAGAAACCAAUAGCAUCAAAAUCCAAGGCUUCACCAUCACCAUUACAACAAUUAGUAGCGCGUUUUCAAACUUCAUUCAAUGGUGCAGACUCCACCACAGCUGAAAAAAUUACACCAGUUACAAGCAUCAAUAUAAAAAGCAUCCUUUCAGACUCUAAUAUAUCGAAAACAAAUGGAACUCUGUCAAAGAAGAUUCAGCCACUGCUACUGCUGCUGCUGCUGCUGUUCAAGAACAAGGCGUCUACCCCUAUUGAAGGCAAGUUUGUCCAGAGCAAAGUUUCGCCAAACCUCGCUGACCAAGUAAAAAAAUUUCAAACUAGCUUUUAUGUGGAUUCCGCAAUUAGUCUGCCGUUGCCUUCAUCGUCAAAAACAUCAGCUUUGACAGCUACUACUGCCACUGCUGUUGCAUCGCGACCCAAGAGUAAGACUUCCAUAAAUUCUAUAAUCAAUCUAGACGAUAGCGAUACUUCUUCGCCAUCAACUCCAGCACCAGAUGCCCUUAAAACUACAACAACAACUUUGGGCCCAUCACAAACAAAAGAUUUUUUAUCUGCUAACAAUCUGCUAAAACGAAAAGCAUCUCUGAACUCAAAAGCAACAACUGGACCGGAUACAAAGAACAAGAAAAAGAAGAAGCAGCAAACGCCAGAUUUACAACAAUCUCCUACAAUAUCAUCAAGAAAACAAUUGGGACUACUGCAAUUUCAACAAAUACUGCGGAAAUUGCAACCGUCGCCUUUAUCUACAGAUUCCAAUACCACUGAAAAUCAAAAUGUACCUGUGAAGAAACCAUUGAAACCAGGUAUGACCACCGAACAGUCCGAAAUGCGGCCUACGGUGAAAUUAGCAUUCCCUACAGUAAUAGACUUGUUAAAUCCAGAAGAAGAAGAAGAAGAAGAUGAUGAUGACGAAGUGAUAGCGUUAACAGAGGCAGACGAAGACAUCUCUAGAGAAAAACUCGCAACUCCUAUUGCCCCAACUGCCAAAUCAAUAACAACAACUGCGACGACGACAGCAGCAGCAACAACAACAACCACGACUGAUACAGUUAAAAAGAGAGCUGACAAAGUUGUUACGGAAAAAUCAGCUCUAUCAAAAGAAAAAGAGAAAGAAAAGGAAAAGAUAGAGCCGCCAAUAAUUGCAUUAAAUAUCCCGCUCUUGGACCCUAAAGAUCCCCAGCCUGGUAGAGCCGAGGUCGUUAUUAAUGUACUAAAACUUGCCGAAGAGAAAUAUGGAUGGUCGGUGAUGCAUCCAAAGGCAAAGUCCGCCAUCGACAUAAUUGACGACAUGAUUGAUGACGAAGAUGAUGAUGAUAAUGAUGACGAUGAUGACUUGAUCGACGACGAAAAACAACAGCAACAACAGCAACAACAACAACAACAAGGAAACAACCAAUCGUCUAUACAGCUGCGAGGUAAAGAGUUGACAGAGGAGCAAUUGGUUCGACAGCAUGAGAUCAAAAUGGCUCGUAAAGUUGGUAAAUAUGAUUUUGAAGAUCCAUUUAUUGAUGAUAUUGAAUUGCAAAUGGAAGAAGAGAUCUCAACCACAAAGGAAGGAUUCUUUGUCUACUGGGGACCGUUAGUCGAUGAUAGAAAUUCCAGUAAGAAGAGCUCUUCGAAAAAACGGUGA